Sarcophilus harrisii (Tasmanian devil) is the source of this 2365-nucleotide messenger RNA. It is a transcript of the gene SASH3, whose product is annotated as SAM and SH3 domain containing 3. Gene Ontology annotation, cellular component: nucleus; cytoplasm. Lineage: Eukaryota; Metazoa; Chordata; Mammalia; Dasyuromorphia; Dasyuridae. Gene Ontology annotation, biological process: positive regulation of adaptive immune response; positive regulation of immunoglobulin production; positive regulation of B cell proliferation. The record is from RefSeq and is a predicted model, not a curated record. Gene Ontology annotation, molecular function: protein binding.
AUCACGUGGUUGAGUUUCCUGCCCGCCUGCCACCCGCCCGCUGGGUGUCUGAGACCCAGAGCCCAUAGUAGCCGGCGGGCUUACUCCAUGCUGUGCCCACCGGGCAGGACCGUGGAAACCGAGCCCCUGGAGGACAAAAGGCAGACUCCCGGUCAGGACGAGGCACCAUGCUGCGCCGCAAACCCUCCAACGCCAGUGAGAAGGAGCCCACCCAGAAGAAGAAGCUCUCGCUACAGCGAUCCAGCAGUUUCAAGGACUUUGCCAAGUCGAAGCCCAGCUCUCCCGUAGUGAGCGAGAAGGAAUUUAAUCUAGAGGACAAUAUCCCAGAGGAUGACACAGGAGGCCCCACCACAGAGGAUCCUGGGAAGAGUGCAAAGAAGCUAGGAAAGAAAUGGAGAUCGGUGAUUUCCCGUACCAUGAACAGGAAGAUGGGCAAGACGAUGGUGAAGGCCCUGUCAGAGGGGAUGGGAGAUACUCUGGAAGAAGGCUCGGCCUCCCCAACCUCCCCAGACUGCCUCCUGGAGGGCUUGGCUUCAGAUAAUAUACCUCUGGCCUUUACUGACCAGGAUGAUGAUGGACACCUGGUCCUCAGUCGCCAAACGUCCACUAGCAGUGAGCUGGGCAGCCCAGGCCCUGGCACCGUGGGCUGCGGGCAGACCAGCCUGAGGGUGGAGGAGCUGAUGGCCCCGAUGUACACAGGCCCCUUCUGUGGCAGGGCCCGGGUCCACACCGACUUCACUCCCAGUCCCUACGACAGGGACUCGCUGAAACUCCAGAAGGGAGAUGUGAUCCAGAUUGUGGAGAAGCCACCAGUGGGCACGUGGCUUGGGCUGCUUAAUGGCAAGCUGGGCUCCUUCAAGUUCAUCUAUGUGGACGUGCUGCCCGAGGAGGCCGUGGGGCCUGCCCGGAGAGGCCGCCAACGUCCGAGCAAGGGCAAGAGGCCGAAACCCAAGACCCUACACGAGCUGCUGGAGCGAAUUGGCCUGGAGGAGCACGCGUCUACCUUGUUACUCAAUGGUUACCAGACCCUGGAAGACUUCAAAGAGCUUCGGGAAACCCAUCUCAAUGAGCUGAAUAUCGUGGAUCCCCAGCACCGAGCCAAGCUGCUCACGGCAGCAGAGCUGCUCUUAGACUACGACACCGGCAGCGAGGCGGAAGAAGGCCCACAGACGAACGUGGAGCCGGCGCAGGAGCACACGACGACCUCCAAGGCUGAUAUUCCCCGAGACUCGGGCUGCUUCGAGGGUUCGGAAAGCGGGCGAGACGAGGGGGAGCUGGCCAGCGCCGAGGAGCAGCUGCGCGCACUGUCUCUGGAGGCGGGGGCGGGGCGGGGCGGAGCCGGAGCCUUGAGGGCCCGCCCGGGGGCCCCGCCCACGCCUCCCGGGGCCGCGGGCUCCCUCUGCGCCUGCGCGGCCCCGAGCACCUCCUCUGGGACUAGCUUCCCGGGACUCUCGUGCGAAAGGGACUCUGAGCCUUUGUACCGGCCCCUGGAAGGCAGGACGACACCGGCGCGGCCCGAACGGCCUGGAGCUGGCCGGCGGCUGACGGCAGACGCCCGCUCUGCGGGGAGCUGCCCCCCCCCCCCCCAGUCGCAGUGCCUUCGGGGAGCCGCGCGGGGUAUCGAGGCCGGCUCUGCCACCAACCUUCACCGCCCCGGGGCAAGGCCUUCCCGGUUUGCUCUGUCAAAGAAGGCCCCGGCUCAGGCGACCUCUGCUCUCGGAGGCCCCUUCCCGCCCAAGAGGCCCCCCGGAUUUCUCCCUGUUACCUGUAAACGCCGUUUCGGGCGCUCUGGCUUGCUGAAAAGGCCCACCAAGUUGCUCCUGCCUCCAUUCUUUUCUGCUUUCUUGGCCACCUCCGAAGGCCGAGGCUCCUUCCCCCCACCCCUGCGACGUCCCCUUCUGUAAGGCUUAGAAAUUUGCUGUCCCUUUCUUUCUUUGCCCUACAAGAACGUGAGCUUCCAGACAACGCCCUCCUCCUCUCUCACCUGGGAGUUAAGGGGAGGAAAAGGCAACUCUCUCAGGAUAGAGAGCAAGCCUAGGGGUUUCCCAUUCAGAAAGCCACAGGGGACGCUCCAAGCAAGUGGGGCACGGAACUUGCUUGCUGGAAGGCGGGGGAAGGAAUCCAUCCUGCUUCCGACUGGGAAAAGCUUCCAGACCAGCAGCACUCCACUCAAGGCAAACAGAGGCCUCCAGAGGAGCCCGUCCGCAGCAUCAGCCUGCUCCCUGGGUUCCCAGCGACACCCGGAUUUGGCCAAACUGGAUCCACCCCUCAACCUAAUCCUGGGGAUUUUAGUGAAAGCUGGCUUGGGGAGCGGGGAGGGAUGGGGCAGGUUUAGAUUGCAAUAAAGUAUGUGAAUAGAAACUUC